GCUGUUUCUAUGGAUAUUUUAUCACCAAAUACCAGAGAUCUACACAUACACAUAAUUAAAUUAUAUGGGAAGUAAGAAUGGCUCAAAACACAACAACACACAGACACGACUUCCGAUGGCCCACGACCGAUUGUCUAGUACCUAGAGCAGAGGCUCCAAAUCUAAAAUGUGUGCCUCCCCCCUCUGACGGCUCUGGCAGGGUGAGACCAUGGUGUGGAAUGGACAAGCCUGUAGCCUCGGUGGCAGCUGUAGAAGCUCCGUCAGGUGACUCCGCCAAGCCAUGGACCCAGCGGGGCCUACUGGUGGAGAUGAUCAGCCCUAGGCCUGCCACAACCCCGCCUAGAGUCAGGACAAUGCCUGCUGGCUGUGAGGCUGCAGCUCCCGCUACUAAUUGGUGUGAGGGAGAUGCUCCAUCCAGACCUCUGACCGUCAGAGUGGGAGCAGCCCGGUACAAGACACAUCUAGAUAUGACCAACCCAGCCAGUACCUGCGCAAGCUAUGUGAUAGAUUCCCUGAGCCAGUAUCUAUAGUGACUGCCAAACCUAGAGAUGAGCUAAUGAGGCGAGUCUACGCUGACAGAUAUCGCACAACCUACCAGGCUGAUUACUGCCGCAACUUGGAUGACAUAGCUCGGUCGAUCGGCGAUUGUGAUUCACACAAUCCUGACAGUAGAUACCAAGCUGAUGCGAGGGUUGGUCACAUGGCAACUAGCAGCUACACUCACACACACGACCCAACACAGUACGAGGCCUGUAAAUGUUGUGGUUGUAAGUGUAAGGCAGCCAAGGUUCACUCUCAGACAGCAAGUGAAUCCAGAAUCCAACCUAUGACUUGCCGGCCAGCUGCAGUGUCCCAGAAUUUUCACUAUUCUUGUUGCAACGUGAAGAGAAAGGACGGCCAACAUUCAAUGGGACAAGUUGGGCCACCUGAGAAAAUACCUCCAUGGGUAAGUGAAUACAAUGACUCGAUAGGUAAAACAGCAAAAAUGAUCUUCGAGCAUAAACUGUUGUACCCUAAGAAAGAAAAGAAACACAGAAUGUAAAUUAGUCACUGUCAAAUGUCAUGCAACGAUUUAUGAAAAAUAUACACUAAAAACA
Molecule: messenger RNA, 1097 nt
Organism: Macrosteles quadrilineatus (aster leafhopper)
Lineage: Eukaryota; Metazoa; Arthropoda; Insecta; Hemiptera; Cicadellidae
Exons: 8
Coding region: 78-530 (150 amino acids)
Source: RefSeq, a predicted model, not a curated record